GGUCUGGCACCCACGGAAUGCUCCUUGAGCCCCUUCUUCGGCUGUUACCUCCGGGGGACCGUUGUGGCCACACCGACACGUACUUUCUAGAUAAAUCAUUGUUUAUUCUUGCGGCGGCGGGGCCGAACACGUUUAUUUUUUCUUUUUAAUUUUCUCAACAAGGAUUUACCCAGCGUUUAUCCAGUGAAACAACUUGGUAACUUUCAAGGGAGCAUCCGCCGGGUUAGGAAAUCACGGACUGAGCAGCUUGUGAAAGCCCGCAUUUGCAACGUCCCAGCGCAUAUGUUUUGAAGAUCGUCCCAUCUACUUGUAACCACCGGUGUGCACAGAAUCCUACUCAAGGAACGUCUUGGUCCAGCGAUGCAAAGAACUGAAGUGUCAAGCUGGAAGAGCCUGUAUUGUUGUAGUAAUAGUAUAGAAGAAUUCAAGAUAGGAGAGAGAGGCAGCUGCGAAUGAAGACUAUAAAAGAAAAGAAGAAGGAACACCAAAGAUUGAGAAAAUCUGCCAAGACUAGGAGGGUAACCCAGAGGAAGCCGUCUUCAGGACCUGUUUGUCGGCUAUGCCUUCAAGAACCUGGGGAUCCUGAAAAACUGGGGGAAUUUCUUCAGAAAGACAAUCUCGGCGUGCAUUACUUCUGUCUUAUCCUAUCUAGCAAGCUGCCUCAGAGGGGCCAGUCCAACAGAGGUUUCCAUGGAUUCCUGCCUGAAGACAUCAAAAAAGAGGCAGCCCGGGCUUCUAGGAAGAUCUGCUUUGUCUGCAAGAAAAAGGGAGCUGCCAUCCACUGCCAGAAAGAUCACUGCGUCAGAAACUUCCAUCUGCCUUGUGGCCAAGAAAGGGGUUGCCUUUCACAGUUUUUUGGAGAGUACAAAUCAUUUUGUGGAAAACAUCGCCCAACACAGGACAUCAAACGGGGGAACAAGGGGGAGGAAAGCUGCGUCUUGUGUUGUGAAGACUUAUCCCAAGCGAGUGUUGAAAACAUUCAGAGCCCGUGUUGUAGUCAAACCAUCUACCACCGCAAGUGCAUACAGAAAUAUGCCCACACGUCAGCAAAACAUUUCUUCAAAUGUCCACAGUGUAACAAUCGAGAAGAGUUUCCUCAAGAAAUGCUAAGAAUGGGAAUUCACAUUCCAGACAGAGAUGCUGCCUGGGAACUCGAGCCAGGGGCUUUCUCGGAGUUGUAUCAGCGCUAUCAGCAUUGUGAUGCCCCCACUUGUCUGUACGAACAAGGCAGAGACAGCUUUGAGGACGAAGGGAGGUGGUGCCUUGUUUUGUGUGCUACCUGCGGAUCCCACGGAACCCAUAAGGACUGUUCCUCUCUUAGAUCCAACAGUAAGAAAUGGGAGUGUGAAGAGUGUGCACCUUCCACUUCAGCCACAGACUACACACCUGAAAACUCCAGUGACAUCCCCUGCUGCAGCAGCACCUUCCACCCCGAGGAGCACUUCUGCAGAGACACUGGCCUAGAAGAGAAUCCGGGCCCUUCUUGGACUGAUUGGCCGGGACCUUCCCUAUUAGAAAAGCCAGAAUCCUCUGGCAGCAGGAGGAGCUGCUCCUGGCGGUCCAAGGGUGUCAAAAUCACUAAGUGCUGCAAAAAAAAGUAGCAGCUUCUGAGUUGUCACUGCCAAGCACAGUUAAGUACGAAGAGUCAAUCCUCCAUUGGGUUUGGGGAGGGAGCACUUUGGGGCUGUGAGACAAGGAAAGGGGACCAACAGUGAGACCUUGAGCCAAGGGAAGAGAAGUCCAGGGAUCGUGAGUCCAGAGGCCAACAGCGGAACGUGUUUGUGGCAGCGAGAGCCCCUCUACUCGCCUCUCCCUGAUUCCCGGAUGGCCCUUUCUUCUCCUCUUCUUCCACUAAGAUUCUUCCACCUUAAUCUGGUUCUCAUAUGCCUCUUCUUCCUUCACCCA
Molecule: messenger RNA, 1905 nt
Organism: Trichechus manatus latirostris (Florida manatee)
Lineage: Eukaryota; Metazoa; Chordata; Mammalia; Sirenia; Trichechidae
Gene: PHF7
Product: PHD finger protein 7
Exons: 11
Coding region: 453-1601 (382 amino acids)
Cellular component (GO): nucleus
Source: RefSeq, a predicted model, not a curated record